UCCGUCGCCGUCAACAGUUUUUUUCUUAAUUCAACACCGACGACAUCCAAACUACCUUAUUUAAUUCAAUACCAGCAAGACUGAAGAACAGUAAAUAAAAACCCUACCCUUAUCUCCAUUUCCAUUAUGAAUCCACCAGCUAUCAUUAGUAAUAUUUACACAGAAGUCGAAUUGGCUAUGGAUUUUAGUUAGGGUUCUUGUCACUGUAGGAAGCUCAUGGAAAUGAAAAUGGCGAUCUUUAUUGAGCUUCCGCUGCUGCUGCUGCUGCUAUUUUCUUGUCCCCUGCUUCGACUCGGAGCUUCCAAUCCAGGCUUUAAUCAGUCGGUCGAUGUGUAUUUAACUGCAUCUUCUGAGAACCAAUCUCGUGCACAAGCUUUGUGCCCUUCUGGCUGGAUUAGCAAUCCUAGCAAUACAAAGUGUUUUAAAUAUAUUUCAAUCAAUCAAUCAUGGGAUCAGUCAGAGACCCACUGCAAAGCUGACAAUGGACACCUGGCAGCUGCGGCCUCUUUGCAAGAACUCAGUUUUAUCCAGAAGUUAUGCAGUGAGAAUGUAAAUGGAUGCUGGGUUGGUGGGAGAGGCAUCAAUGGUACAGCGGGUUUGGGUUGGAAAUGGUCUGGUGAUAUAUUUUGGGAUAGAUCUAUCACCCCUAGUAUGCCAAACCAUUUAGGUUGCUCCAAUCUGUCUUGCUAUGGUGGAAAUCUAACAGAAAUGUGCACAUUAAUGAUCAACAGUACUAAUUCUCUUAUGGCUCAGAGAUGUAAUUUGUCACAUGCCUUCAUAUGCAUGCUUGACGUAGAGAACAAAUGUCAUCAUAUGCACUGCCACAGGGAAUAUCUUGUCAUUCUUGCUGUUGUGAGUGGCUUGAUACUCUGCAGUACUCUAGCUGUUGUGAUAUGGCUCCUUGUGUAUAGACGUAAUAAAAGGCGUAAAAGAUCUCGCAAGCUAUCCAAUCCAGCUGAAUUGGCAUUAGUUCUGCCCUCAUGGAAAGUUUUUACGCGUGAGGAACUGAAGUCAAUUACAAAGAAUUUCAGUGAAGGAAACCGUCUUCUUGGGGAUGCCAAAACAGGGGGCACGUAUAGUGGCCUUUUGCUAGAUGGAUCAAGGGUGGCAGUUAAAAGGCUGAAGAGAUCUAGCUUUCAGAGGAAAAAAGAGUUCUAUUCUGAGAUUGGAAGGGUUGCAAGACUCCAUCAUCCAAAUCUGGUUGCUAUUAAAGGGUGUUGCUAUGAUCAUGGUGAUCGUUACAUUGUAUACGAGUUUAUUGUGAAUGGACCUUUAGAUAGAUGGCUACAUCAUAUUCCUAGAGGGGCUAGGAGUUUGGAUUGGGCCAUGAGAAUGAAAGUUGCCAUGACUCUUGCCCAAGGGAUAGCGUUCCUCCACGACAAGGUUAAGCCACAAGUUGUGCAUCAUGAUGUCCGGGCAAGUAAUGUUCUUCUUGAUGAAGACUUCGGUGCCCAUCUAAUGGGAGUUGGCCUAUCAAAGUUUGUUCCUUGGGAAGUGAUGCAUGAAAGGAGGGUCAUGGCCGGUGGCACUCAUGGAUAUCUUGCUCCAGAGUUUGUCUAUAGAAAUGAGCUUACAACGAAGAGUGAUGUAUACAGCUUUGGGGUGCUUUUACUUGAAAUCAUCAGUGGACGUAGACCAGCACAAGCUGUUGAUUCAGUAGGUUGGCAAAGCAUAUUUGAGUGGGCUACACCACUGGUGCAAGCUCAUCGCUAUCUUGAGCUUUUGGAUCCUCUUAUAACAUCGUCCUCUUCUUCUCAAAUCCCCGAAGUUGGAACUGUCCAGAAAGUGGUGGACCUUGUGUACUCUUGCACGCAGCAUGUCCCGUCCAUGCGUCCUAGAAUGUCUCAUGUUGUCCACCAGCUGCAGCAGUUAGCACAGCCUCCAGCAGCUAAAUAAGUUAAAUCGUUUUGGAACUCUGGUAUUUAUUUUGAGAGGCUAAUACUGAUAACCCUUGCCCCCAAUAAUAUUUUUUAGGCUAGAUCUACUAAUGUAUCUCAGCUAUUUACUAUGAAAAAAUGUUUCUCAUAUUUGUAGUCUCGUUUCCUAGUAUUCACUGCUUAUCAGUAACUUUGAACAAUUGUCCUGGACUACGAACAAGUAUACCCUGUAAUCAUUGUUAGAUGUGGCUUAUCUAAUCAUUCUGGGUGAUACAAUCGUUACGUUA
This is a messenger RNA of Olea europaea var. sylvestris, 2164 nucleotides long. RefSeq names its product C-type lectin receptor-like tyrosine-protein kinase At1g52310. Gene Ontology annotation, molecular function: ATP binding; protein kinase activity. Gene Ontology annotation, biological process: protein phosphorylation. NCBI's taxonomy places the organism in Eukaryota, Viridiplantae, Streptophyta, Magnoliopsida, Lamiales, Oleaceae. The record is from RefSeq and is a predicted model, not a curated record. The transcript has 5 exons. The coding region runs from base 217 to 1896 and encodes 559 amino acids.